UCUAAAUGGCCUAAUCUAGAAGCUGUUCUCUCUGAGGUGAUCUUGAUAUUCCACUUGAUGACACUGACAGGCAAUCUAUUCAUCAUCAUCGUGUCAUACCUAGAUUCCCACCUGCACACCUCUAUGUACUUCUUCCUUUCAAAUCUCUCUGCUCUGGAUGUCUGCUACACCAAAAGCUCUGUCCCUCAGCUGCUGUUGGGUCCAGAGAAAACAACAUCUUAUACUGGAUGCAUGCUGCAACUCUACUUUUUCCUUGCACUGGGUACCACAGAGGGUGUUCUAUUGGUGGUGAUGUCCUUUGACUACUAUGCAGCUGUAUGCAACCACGUGCAUUACUCUGACUUCAUAAAUCCUCAUUUCUGCCACCUGCUGGCUGCAGGAUCCUGCGUAAGGGGCUUUACCAUAUCAGCACUUCAUUCCUCCUUUACCUUCUGGGUACCUCUGUGUGGACAUCUCCAAGUGGACCACUUCUUCUGUGAAGUGCCAGCACUGUUGAGCCUAUCCUGUGUUGAUAUCAGUGCAAAAAAGCUGACCCUCAUGGUCAUGAAUGCCAUUUUUGUUGUUAUACCAUUUAUUCUCAUUUUAAGCUUUUAUGGUGCCAUAGCAUGCACUGCUCUAAGAAUGCAAUCA
This is a messenger RNA of Mesocricetus auratus (golden hamster), 630 nucleotides long. RefSeq names its product olfactory receptor 2J3-like. Lineage: Eukaryota; Metazoa; Chordata; Mammalia; Rodentia; Cricetidae. Gene Ontology annotation, molecular function: olfactory receptor activity; G protein-coupled receptor activity. Gene Ontology annotation, cellular component: membrane. Gene Ontology annotation, biological process: G protein-coupled receptor signaling pathway. The record is from RefSeq and is a predicted model, not a curated record.